GUUUCGGUCUUGAAGACCGUAUUUGGGCUGACCUCCUUCAGGCAAAACCAACUUGAAGCUAUCAACGCCACGCUGGACGGAAAGGAUGUCUUCGUCCUAAUGCCCACCGGCGGUGGGAAAAGUCUUUGUUAUCAACUUCCCGCAGUCUGUAAGACUGGUAGGACCCAGGGAGUAACAUUUGUCAUAUCACCACUCGUUGCACUUAUCGCCGAUCAAGUGGCAUCCUUGCGAGAGAAGCAUGUUGAUGUUGACUGCAUGUCUUCCCUAAGGACCGUAGACGACUCGCGGGAUGUCAUGCGUCGCCUUCGAAGCCAGCAAAAACCCGACAUUUGCUAUAUCACUCCCGAAAAGCUACGCGAGAGCAAUGCCAUGCAAGAUAUUCUAGCCCAACUGUAUGAAGACAAGCAAAUCGCGCGCUUUGUCAUUGAUGAGGCACAUGUCAUUCAGAGCUGGGGGCGGGAUUUUCGAGAUGCUUAUGCAGAGCUCCAUAUGCUGCGUGAGCGGUACCGUGAUGUGCCCAUCAUGGCACUCACCGCAACCGCGAACAAGACCGCGAUCCAGGAUAUUCGUACACGCUUAGGUUUACGUGACCCCUUAUUCCUGAUGCAGUCUUUCAACCGCCCCAACCUGUACUAUGCAGUACAGCCUAAACCGUCCACGAAAAAGAAGGUGGUUCAAGCCAUUGCUGGUUUCAUCAAGUCACAACAUGCUACCCAUACCGGCAUUGUGUACGGCUUCUCGAAGUUGGAGUGUGAGGAACUUGCUGAGCAACUGCGAAACGAUUAUGGCUUAUCUGCCAAACAUUACCAUGCCGGUAUGGACUCACAAGAGCGCAGCACCACCCAAGAAGAAUGGCAAAGUGGCAGCUGCAAGAUAAUUGUAGCAACGAUCGCGUUUGGGAUGGGAAUCGACAAACCGGAUGUGCGCUUCGUAAUCCACUCAACGUUACCGAAGUCGAUGGAUGGGUAUUACCAGGAAACUGGACGCGCUGGACGCGACGGCGAUCCGGCAGACUGCAUUCUUUAUUAUGCGCACAGGGACGCUGUGUCACGACAUCAGUUGAUCAAUAGCGACCGCAACGAUAAAGGACCGGCUCGGACUCCGGAGGAGAAAAAGCGACAAUUGGAAGAUCUCUCAGCGGUGGCCCAGUAUUGCCGCAACGAGGCUGACUGUCGACGAUCAUUAAUCCUUGCGCAUUUCAACGAGCGUUUUGAUUCCCACCUUUGCCCGAAAGGUUGUGACAAUUGUUCGAGAGGUGGAACAGUUUUUCGCCAGCUGUACACCCUGGAGGCGCAGCAGGCAAUCCGACUAUUCGGAGAGAUGUCAGCCUCCAUGGAUAGGAUCCCCCUCGGACAUUUCAAAGAUGUAUACGCGGGUCGCAACCGGGCGAAGGUUCGUGAGAGUGGGCAUGACCAAUUGUCAUUGUUUGGGGUGGGUAAGGGAGUGGAUGGCGACCGUAUAAUAAGUGCGAUGCUAGGCGCUGAUAUUUUUGCGAUCGCACGAGAGGCCUCUGCGUCUGGCUGGACCAAUGAUUACUUGAAGGUAAUUAAGGCCUAG
Molecule: messenger RNA, 1557 nt
Organism: Suillus plorans
Lineage: Eukaryota; Fungi; Basidiomycota; Agaricomycetes; Boletales; Suillaceae
Product: P-loop containing nucleoside triphosphate hydrolase protein
Exons: 6
Biological process (GO): DNA replication; double-strand break repair via homologous recombination
Cellular component (GO): nucleus; chromosome; cytoplasm
Molecular function (GO): ATP binding; 3'-5' DNA helicase activity; nucleic acid binding
Source: RefSeq, a predicted model, not a curated record